This is a messenger RNA of Hyalella azteca, 1836 nucleotides long. RefSeq lists its product as uncharacterized. The transcript has a single exon. The record is from RefSeq and is a predicted model, not a curated record. Lineage: Eukaryota; Metazoa; Arthropoda; Malacostraca; Amphipoda; Hyalellidae. The coding region runs from base 1 to 1836 and encodes 611 amino acids.
AUGGGACAAUUCAAGUCCCACCACACAUCUUUUGGAUCUCCGUUUGCGGUACCUGGCCAUGGCACGUCAACUUUGUUAUCACCAGCAGGUGCCAACAGUUUGUCUUCAGUCCUGUCUGCUCUCGGCAUCGCUCCUUCGUCAGCCCCAACAAUAUCGCAAACUCAUACAAGGUCACAAGGAGGUAGUUCGUUCCCCGAGAGUAGGACCUCUGGGAACCUAAUCAGGAGACAAUCGACAUCCACUGGCCCGUCGCCGAUUGACUCCGUUUUCGGUAGUGAAGUGAACUCCCCAGUUUUUUCGAACUCUCUUUCUAGGAUUGAACCUCUUCCUAACCGACAAAAUGUACAGAACCCCCAAGCUGUUUCUCUUGAUCCAUUAAGUGUAAGUUUACUGAAUAAUCUUGUUACUGAACUACUCAAUCCCAGCGCUUCUUCUCCUUUCAGUAGCGCAGCUGGACAAACACCCUUUAUUGUCGUGCUGCCUGAAACUGGGCCACAAGGAAAUCAGUCACCGGGUGCAUUAUUGAAUCCAGAUCCUUCACUAGGAGCUACGAGACAGCCUGAAACAGUUAACUCAUUUAUUUCAGAGCUGUCAGCGCUGCUUCGAAAUGGCGGUUUAAGUUCUAAUUUGCAAGGCGAAACAGGAACUGGAACAGGAGGUAUACCACAGGUCAUCACUAUACCUCCAUCCCAUGGAGCCAAUGCCGCUCUAUCAUCUUUGGCUGCAAUUCCUAACGAAGCCCCGGUCUUAAUCCUGCUCGACCCAAACACUUUCCAAAGUGCACCCGCUGCUAGUAGUUCGGGAGCAUCAACUGGAUCAACAGGAAAUAACAACUUAAGAACUGGAGGUGGUAACAACCUUAGCACUCUUGAGCUACUUACAGCCUUGGCGCAGUCUUUCCCAACGACUGCAGCAACAAAUCAAGCAAGUCGGGCUAACCAGCUAGGAUUAAACAACAAUAUUCCUUCGACUCAGACUUCUGCUGGGGUUAUUAAUCUUCCUCCUUUCCCUGGAUUGCGGAAUGUGCCAGUAAAUACUCCAGUAACCGUUAGAACUCCAGUAACAACUGCACCUGCAUCUGUAAAUUCUGCCGGACCAAGUAAUGCAGGAACAGCAGCAGCAGGUAGUGCAUCAUCAACUGGUUCUUCAGUUGGUUCUUUUGGUGGACCUUCCUCCCAAGGAGAUGCAGCCGGUGUUUCUCCUGUUGCAGCCACAGGUACUGGGGCUACUUCAACAAGGACUGGUGGUAUAUCAAGAGCUACUGGGAGUGCGCAUACGGGUACGGCUGAUGCAACGCCAACUGGCGGAACUAGGGGUACGUCCAGUGAUGGUACUAGUGCCUCUAGAGGUACGAGGAAGAUGUUGGUACCGGUGGUAUCUGGGGGAGCGAACGGGGGAGUCUACAUGUACUCUUUCACCAUCGAGUCACCCGACGGCAUCACGAGGCAUGAGGCGGGUGAAGUUACGCCCGGGUUACGGAAAAUUUCGAGGACUCUAGCACCAGCUGCUGCAAGUGCAGGUGGUGCUGGCGCCGCAAGUGGUGCUGGCGCUGCAAGUGGUGCUGGCGCUGCAGGAGGUUCUGGCGCUGCAGGUGGUUCUGCUGCAGCAGGUGCUGCCGAUGAAGCAGGUGGUGGUGGCGUUACAGGUGGUGCCGAGGCAGCUGGUGGUGCCGUAGCGGCAGGUGGUACUGGAGCGGCAAGUGGAGCGGGUACUGCAAGGGCUGCUGGUGCAACGAGGAAAAUUGGAGCUCCAAGGAGCGGCGCUCCAGUUGCUCCAAGCGGCGGUGACGCGGCGGCUCCGACAGAUCUCGGGAAUUUUGCAGGCAACCACUCGUGA